CCGCGCAACAGCCGCUUGGCCGCUGGGGCCUUCAUUCUUGCAUCCUCAGCCCAAGACCUUGGCAAUUGUUCCGCCUCCUGUCCCCUUUAGUGUUGAGACUCUUUAGGCUUUCAAACUGGGAGGAUUUUUUUCUGUGUGUUUUGAUUCUUCAUCCAUUAUUCAUUUAGGGUACGCCGCCGUUCAGCUCUGAGUACAUUCAUUCAAGUGUUUAUUGAGCACCUGCUAUACACCAGGAACUAUUUUAGGUGCGUUUUAGAGCAACGAACAAGAGGCCAAGUCCCAGUCCUCAUAGAGCUUACAUCCUUGCGUGAAGAAGACCAGACAAUAAAAGAAUGAACAAAUGCAUACUUGGUGUAGAAGAAAUCAAUGAAAAUGCAGAGGCAAUUAAGCAAAUUUAAAUUAUCCUCUCCCCGUCUCUCCAAAAUGUCAUAUCCAUCCCCUUCUGGUUAUCCUGCCUUCACAUUUGCUCCUGUGGUCAGUACAGCCUGUUACCAGGACUGUAGCCAGGUGACUUGUAAUUGUUAGUAGCACCCCUUUUCAUUCUCAGAAGUGGUUGCUUUUGGAGGGUAAAUAAUACGGUCACUCUACCUAGCCCACGGCGGUCUCAAAGGCUGUGAGAGUUUACCAAGGUCGGCAAAUGCUUCUGUAAUAGUAGCCAUUCAUUCAAAAAGUGAUUGCUAUGGCACAGCAAGCUCAGGCCUGGCCUGGGAAUAUAAGGGGUGGGGGAGGGCCCCCAUUCUCAGGAAGCUUACAGUUCGGCAGAGGAGGCAGACUCGAAUUAUGGCACUAAUGAACACACAAACUAGGCUAAGGGCUAUGAAAAGAGCUACAUGCUGCUAGAAGGGUACCUUAUGGGGCUUGGCGAGCAGGCCUAGAAGGUCACUGAACUUUUCCCUGAGGAGUCUUGGAGAAAUAUUUGAAGAAUGAAGAGGAGCAAUCCAUGCACUGGAAGAGCAUGUGCAAAGGCUUUGAGGCAAUACAGGAAAUGAAAGGAGGCAAACAGGAGCGUCAAGCUGGAGAAGAACAGGAAAAUGAGGCUGGAGAGCAGGCUGGGUGUAUGAUAGGAAAGUUUGGAAUGCUGACUGUAUGGGUUUGCUAGGGCUGUUGGAACAAAUUACCACAAACUCAGUAGUUUAAACUGACAGAAAUGUAUUCUCUCACAGUUCAGGGGGCCAGAAGUCUGAAGUCAAGGUUUUGGCAGGGCCACACUCUCUCCAAAGGCACUUGGGGGGAUCCUUCCUUGCUUCUUCUGGUCCCUGGUGCCUCCCAUCUCUGCUUCCGUCUUCAUGCGGCUUUCUCCUCUUUGUCUUACGAGGACACUUGUAAUUUUUUUGUGUUUUUUGGCUGUGCCAUGUGGCAUUCGGGAUCUUAGUUCCCCCACCAGGGCGCAAACCCGAGCCCCCUACAGUAGUAGUGUGGAGUCUUAACCACUGGACUGCCAGGAAAGUCCCAGGACACUUAUCAUUGGAUUUGGGGCCCACCCAGGUAAUCCAAGAUGAUCUCAUCUCAAGAUCCUUAACUUAAUUGUAUCUGAAAAGACCCUUUUUCUAAAUAAGAUCAGGACUUGGUCUUGUCUUUUCUGGGGCCACCAUUCAACCCACUACACUGACCUUGCAGAGAAAAGAGACUUGGGAGGAGGUGAGAGUCAUUAAUAAACCUCCCCACUGACAUAUUAAGUGGAGUAAAAAUUCAGUAGACUCUAUGUAAACCAUGAACCUAUUUAGUUAAAAAUAUGUGUAUUGGUAUGUUCAUUUAUAAAUAGAAUUGUUUCUAGGUGGAGGCAUUACACUCUGAUUUUCACUUUCUUCUUCUUACCUUUGGUACUGUCAGAUUAAUUUAUUUUAAUUAAUUUAUUUUUGGCUGCAUUGGGUUUUCAUUGCUGCAUUCGGGCUUUCUCUAGUUGCAGUGAGCGGGGGUUACUCUUCGUUGCAGUGUGCAGGCUUCUCAUCGCAGUGGCUUCUCUUGUUGUGGAGCACGGGCUCUAGGCGCGAGGGCUCAGUAGUUGUGGCUCGCAGGCUCAGUAGUUGUGGCUCACAGGCUAGAGAGCAGGUUCAGUAGUUGUGGCGCGUGGGCUUAGUUGCUCCGUGGCAUGUGGGAUCUUCCCGGACCAGGGAUCGAACCCCUGCAUUGGCAGGUGGAUUCUCAACCACUGUGCCACCAGGGAAGCCCCUGUCAUAUUAUUUUUAAAAUACUUUUUAUAAUUGGAAAAACCCUACAAAGCUCUUUACAGUUUGAAAAAAGCUUUUAUUGGCAUAUCUGAAAAGACUUAGUGACUAGGUAGGAGGUUUUUUUCCUGUUCCUAUUGAUAGAAGUAUUUGAGGAAAGGGACUUAAACUGUGGAAGGAGGUUCAAUUAGAAACUUGAACUUUCAAGGUAGCUGGAAUUGAUUUAAAAUAAGUUAUGGAGCACACAGCUGUGGAGCGCUGAGCCACGCGUCAUGCCCUGCGCUGCCCAGACUAGCGAACAAUACAGUCAAGAUGGCUAAAGCUGACCCAAGAAACGAAAGGGCAAGAUGUCUGCUAUGCCUUCUUUGUGCAGAUGUGCACAAAGAUGUGCCAUUUUAUGAAAUGGCAAAGACAGAUAAAGUGCGCUAUGAUCAGGAAAUGAAGGAUUACGGACCAGCUAAGGGAGGCAAGAAGAAGGACCCGAAUGCCCCCAAGAGGCCACCGUCUGGUUUUUUCCUGUUCUGUUCCGAAUUCCGCCCCAAGAUCAAAUCUACAAACCUAGGCAUCUCUAUUGGAGCUGUGGCAAAGAAGCUGGGCGAGAUGUGGAAUAACUUAAGUGACAGCGAGAAGCAGCCAUGUAUCAAAAAGGCCGCGAAGCUGAAGGAGAAACACGAGAAGGAUGUCGCAGACUCUAAGUCUAAAGGGAAGUUUGAUGGCGCCCAGGGUCCUGCUAAAGUUGCCUGGAAAAAGGUGGAAGAGGAAGAUGAAGAAGACGAGGACGAAGAGGAGGAGGAGGAGGAAUAAAAAAACCUGUUGAUCUGUCUCCUUGUGAAUACCUUAGAGUAGGGAGCGCCAUGAUUGACACACCUCUCGCCCGAGACGUGUCUGUUGCCCUCGUUAAGUUUAAUUACCCAUUUGGAUCAUGAUCAUAUCGUAGUCUCUCAGAGUGCUCUAGCAAUUGUCAGUGGUUCACAUGAAGUGGCCAUGGGUGUCUGGAGCACCCGGAAACUGUAUCAAAGUUGUACAUGUUUCCAAACAUUUUUAAAAUGAAAAGGCUCUUGUGUUCUCCUCACUCUGUGCACCUUGCUGUUGGUGUGACAAAGCAUUUAAAGAUGUUUCUGGCAUUUUCUUUUUUUUUUAAAUUUGUCAGGUGGUCUGUUAACUCUAUGGUCAUUGGCUAGGAAUCCCGAGUUCUCAACUGUACAUAUCUAUAGUUUGUAAAAAGAACAAAGCAACCGAGACACACUCUUGACGCUCCUUGCUGGCGUGGCGGCUGUAGGGGCGAUGCCUUCCGGAGGGGCCGUAGCUCAGGGCGUGCACUGUGGGGCUGGACCUGUGGACACUGCAGUGGGCAUACGUUUAGCUUCAGGAUGUCUUGUUUCUGUAUAUAGAGACAUAGCGUCCCGCUGCCAUAGGCGGGGGGUUCAGCUGGCAUGAGAAGUGUUUUGGAUCCUUUUUAGUUGAAGUGCGGUAGUUUUAAACUGUUUGUUUUUUAAACAAGUCAUAGACCUCUUCACUGUCAGCCAAGCCAAGAGC
Molecule: messenger RNA, 3701 nt
Organism: Kogia breviceps (pygmy sperm whale)
Lineage: Eukaryota; Metazoa; Chordata; Mammalia; Artiodactyla; Physeteridae
Source: RefSeq, a predicted model, not a curated record